AGGAGGGAAAAACGAUCCAAUGUGAUCCCCUUUUUAGGUCCAUUUGUCCGCUUCGAGUUUGUGGAUUCCAUUCCAUUCCGUUUCACUUUUAUUUUUUAUUUUUUUAUUUUUAUUUUGUUAAAGUUUCAGCUGUUGUUUUCUUUCAUAAAACCUCAACAGAAAGCACAAACAAACAAUUUAUUUCAUUCUCAUCUUCCCUUUCUUUUUUCCAAUUGGUAGUGCAAGUCAAGUCCAUUUCAGUCCCUGCAACACUACCACAACUCUGGGUAUUAUCCCCCCCACAUUUUGCAUCUGUCCAGUCUAAUCUUUCCUAUUCGCAAAAUUUUCAGCGUCUCCGUUCCCGCAAAUCUUCACAUGCUCAUGGAUCUGACUGUCCAGUAACCUAAAUAAUAGGAACUCCCGGAGAACACCAAAAUCGUAUCUUAUAUUUAAUUUCCAGGGAAAAAUGUCAUCAGCGGAAAAACCCAGUUCCAAAGGGCAAGCGUGGUUCUGCACAACGGGAUUGCCGAGUGACAUUGUGGUGGAAGUUGAUGACAUGACAUUCCAUCUCCACAAGUUUCCUCUCAUGUCCAAAAGCCGAAAGCUCCACCACCUUAUAACGCAGCAAGAGGCAGCGACUCAUUCCUCUGCCCCACAGCAGCCGCAGCAGCAGCAGCAAGAAACCGAAGACGAAGACGAAAUCGUUGAAGACCAGUGUCACGUGACGUUCUCGGGCUUCCCCGGCGGCUCUGAGGCCUUCGAGAUGGCCGCCAAAUUCUGUUACGGCGUCAAGAUCGACCUCUCCCCGUCCAAUGUGGCAGCGCUCCGGUGUGCCGGCGAGUUUCUCGAAAUGACAGAAGAUUACUCCGAAGACAACCUCGUUUCCAAGACGGAGAGGUUCCUCUCGCAGCACGUGCUCAAGAGCCUCAAGGACUCCGUCAAAACCCUAAAAUCUUGUGACUCCUUGAUGCCUAUGGCGGAAACGCUUGGAAUCACGCAGAGGUGUGUUGAUUCUGUGGUUUCCAGAGCUUCGUCCGCGGAUCCUGCAUUGUUCGGAUGGCCGGUGAGUGACGCUACUACUGCUUCCAAACAGGUCCUCUGGAAUGGAAUUGACGGUGCAGGAAGAAGAAAGGCCGGCGCCGGUCACGGCGAUUCUUGGUUUGAAGAUCUGGCGCUUCUGCGUUUGCCUCUGUUCAAGAGAUUGAUUCUUGCGAUGAAAACUGCGGAGCUGAGUCCUGAGAUUAUUGAAACCUGCGUGAUGUAUUAUGCUAAGAAGUACAUUCCUGGUGUUUCAAGAUCGAAUCGGAAGCCGUUGCCGUUACCUUCGUCGUCGUCGUCCGUUGCUACAGAAACGGAGCAGAAGGAGCUUCUGGAGACGCUGGUUUCGAAUCUUCCGCUUCAGAAGAGUUCGAAGGCCGCAACAGCGACGAGGUUUUUUUUCGGAUUGUUACGAACGGCGAAUAUACUGAGCGCUUCGGAAGCCUGCAGAGACGCGUUGGAAAAGAAGAUAGGAUUGCAGCUCGAAGAAGCCACGCUCGACGACCUUCUCGUGCCGAGUUACUCCUACCUGAACGAAACGCUUUACGACGUCGAGUGCGUGGAGAGGAUUUUGAGUUAUUUUCUGGAAAGUUUAGAGGCAAGAAACGCCGCAUCGAACGAAGACCCCGCAGCGAGGUCGCCGGCGCUGAUGCUCGUUGGAAAACUCAUCGACGGGUACCUAUCGGAGAUAGCUUCCGACGCGAAUCUCAAGCCGGAGAAGUUCUACAAUUUCGCCAUCUCGCUUCCCGACGAGGCAAGACUCUUCCACGACGGUCUCUACAGAGCCGUCGAUGUGUAUCUGAAGGCACAUCCGUGGGUCUCGGAAGAGGAGAGAGAGAACAUUUGCGGAUUGUUGGACUGUCAGAAGUUGACGCUGGAGGCGUGCACUCACGCGGCGCAAAACGAGAGGCUUCCGCUGCGCGCGGUUGUUCAGGUGCUGUUCUUCGAGCAGCUUCAGCUUCGACACGCCAUCGCCGGAACGCUGAUGGCUGCGGAGGCGGCUGCCGAGCCUGGGCGGCAAUCGGCGGUGCUGGAACGGGAAGCAGAGGAAGGCGAAGAAGGGUUAGGGUUAGAGCACGUGCAGGAAGGGAACGGCACGUGGCGCGUCGCGGUUAGGGAGAAUCAGGUGCUGCGCUUGGACAUGGAUAGCAUGAGGACGCGGGUUCAUCAACUGGAACGCGAGUGUUCCUCGAUGAAGAGAGUAAUCGCCAAGUUUGAUAAGUCCGGCGGAAGCGACGGCCGUGGCGGCGGUUGGAGGGCGUCGCUGGGGCGGAAGUUUGGUUGCAAGUUUAAAACUCAAGUUUGUGAUUCGCAUGAGUCAACGGCUGUCGAUACCCGCAAAGGGCGCCACCAGCAGCAGCAGCAGCCGCAGCAGCAGCCGCAGCAGCAUCCCCAUCAUGAAUAGUCACCAUGUUACACUUCCUCCUCUCACGUGAGAAUCAUUGUUGGAGUAAAUGUCAUACGGGUCCCCACUUGUAACUCUUCAUUUUUUUUUUCUUUAAUUUUCCAUAAAUUUAAUUUUAAUUGAUCAAUAUAUAGUUUUACUUUCUAAAAUUUGAGAUGAAGUUUUAUAUCGAUAUAAUUCUAUUAAUUGAAACUUAAAAUAAUGUUGGUUGAUAUGCUUUAUAAAUUAAUUUGAGUUGAUAAGAUGUUUGUUUUUGCCAUGGAGUUACAGUGCACCAAUUAUUGGGUUUAAAUUGUUGGAGGAGAUAAAGUUUUGAGGUGAUGGCGAUGUGGGGAGAAACACAAGACAUUCAUAAUAGGGUAUGAAUGAUAGUGGGUGGCAUGGUGGAGACAGCAAAUAGGUAAUGGAAAAUUCUUCGAAGUUUGUGUGAUUAUUAUUGUUGGUUGCAGUACUGAAUCACACUCAUAAUUGCUUCUAAUAAAAGGCGGGGUUAUGCUAAAGUGCUUUUCCCAAACUGAAAGUACUAAUGAUCAUGAUCCGCAGAAACAGCUACAAAGGCUUCUCCACUUUCUGGGUUUCACGCUGGACUCAUAAUUGUCUUUGCUUCCAUUUCUCCUUCGUUUGGGUUCCUUAAUUCUAUACCCAUCAUUAUUACGCAACGAAGUUUUUAGUCGCAAAUUUUGACCUUUCAUCUUUUGUUAUUCUUGUUGUUGACUUCAAUAUUGAAUUGGAAAAUAA
This is a messenger RNA of Vigna radiata var. radiata (mung bean), 3160 nucleotides long. RefSeq names its product BTB/POZ domain-containing protein At5g66560. Gene Ontology annotation, molecular function: protein binding. Lineage: Eukaryota; Viridiplantae; Streptophyta; Magnoliopsida; Fabales; Fabaceae. The record is from RefSeq and is a predicted model, not a curated record. The coding region runs from base 446 to 2422 and encodes 658 amino acids. The transcript has 4 exons.